AUAAAAUAUUAUUUAAUUAAUUUUAGAAAGAUGAAAGUGUUUGUGUGUUUUGUUUUGAGUUACAUCGCCUGCGCGUACGCCGGCACUUUGCCGUCAUUCAUCAAACCAUGCUCGAGAUCUGAUCCGAACUUGAAUGAGUGUGUGGAAAAAGUCAUAUCGGUGGCUGGAGCGAAGUUCAGCGAAGGUAUCCCGGAGUUGGGCAUUGCUCCCCUCGACCCUGUGGAGUUGGGCACCGUGGUCGUUGACAAUCCAGCCUUGAAACUCACAUUCACCGACACUGUCGUCACCGGUUUGAAAGGAUUCAGAGUAAAUUCUUACAAGAUCAACCCAGACAAGGGCAAGGCCACCUUGGACUUCACAGCCAACGUAACAUUGAAGGCCCACUACGACAUGAACGGACAAGUUCUCAUCCUGCCCAUCAGGGGUAACGGACAGUCCAAGAUCAAAAUCACGAACCUCAACAUUGUCGUCAAGUAUGACUUCGAAGAAAAAGACGGACAUUGGAUAGUGCCCAGCUACAAGGACCACUACAAGAUGGACAGAGCUCAGUUCAAGUUUACCAAUUUAUUUGGGGGGAACAAGGAACUCGCACAAACAACAGAAAGAUUUACAAAUGAAAACUGGGAGAUUAUAAUGAGUGAGAUCGCACCGCCCGCACUCAAGCAGAUCAUUAAAAAAUGCGUCGAUCAAGUGAAGAAGUUCUUCGGCUCAAUCCCUGCCAAAGAAUUACUGCCCUGAAUGGUGAAACAAUCCACCAAGUUAUAAAUGUUAACUGGGAGCCUGUGAUGCGGGACAUCGGCCCGGCCGCCUUCCAACAAAUCAUCAAAGCGUGCGUCGACGAAGCGAAGAAGCUGUUCGCAGCAGUUCCACUCAACCAACUGCUGCUACCAUGAACUUCAAUCACUUAUCAACACACAAGUAGUACC
Spodoptera exigua (beet armyworm) is the source of this 926-nucleotide messenger RNA. The record is from the annotation of a GenBank genome assembly. Lineage: Eukaryota; Metazoa; Arthropoda; Insecta; Lepidoptera; Noctuidae.